This is a messenger RNA of Pelodiscus sinensis (Chinese soft-shelled turtle), 2293 nucleotides long. RefSeq names its product ATP binding cassette subfamily G member 5 (gene ABCG5). Gene Ontology annotation, biological process: cholesterol homeostasis; cholesterol efflux; transmembrane transport. Gene Ontology annotation, cellular component: plasma membrane; apical plasma membrane; ATP-binding cassette (ABC) transporter complex. Lineage: Eukaryota; Metazoa; Chordata; Testudines; Trionychidae. Gene Ontology annotation, molecular function: ABC-type transporter activity; ATP hydrolysis activity; ATP binding. The record is from RefSeq and is a predicted model, not a curated record.
AUGAGCCAGCCUACUACAAUGGAAAGGAGUGGCUGGGGUUCCGGAGGAGAAGAAAGAAAGUCUGUUGUGUCUUCACGUAACAGUGUCAGCAUCCAGGGGCUCUCCUACACAGUCAGACAACGUCUUGGACCUUGGUGGGAUAUCCCAUCGUACCAUAAAAAGCGCACACGGCAGAUCCUCAGAGAUGUCUCAUUUCACAUAAAGAGUGGCCAGAUUAUGGCAAUUUUAGGAAACUCUGGCUCUGGAAAAACAACUCUGCUGGAUGCAAUAUCAGGAAGACUGAUACAUAAAGGAAAUUUCUUAGGUGACGUGUAUGUGAAUGGGCAGAACUUGAAGAAGGAACAAUUUCAGGACUGUUUCUCAUAUGUUCAACAGAAUGAUUCCUUGUUAGGUUAUCUCACCAUACAAGAAUCUUUGACUUACACUGCUUUACUCGCACUUCAAAAGCGCUCUAACGACUUCAUCAGAAAUAAGGUAGAUGCUGUUAUGACUGAGCUGAGUCUCAGUCAUAUUGCUACUAGUGUAAUUGGAAGCCGUAUUUUUAGGGGAAUUUCUGGAGGUGAGAGGCGUCGUGUUUCAAUUGCAGCCCAGCUAUUACAAGAUCCUAAGGUCAUGUUACUCGAUGAACCAACUACAGGACUGGACUGUGUGACUGCAAAUCAGAUCGUCUUGUUGCUUUCGGAACUUGCACGCAAAGACAGAAUUGUGAUUAUUACAAUUCAUCAGCCACGGUCAGAACUUUUCAGAUUAUUUGACAAAAUUGCCAUCAUGAGUUUUGGAGAAUUGGUUUUCUGCGGGGAUCCUUCAGAAAUGAUCACAUUUUUUAGUGAUUGCAACUAUGCCUGUCCUGAACAAUCAAAUCCUUUUGACUUUUAUGUGGAUCUGACAUCUGUGGACACACAAAACAAAGAACGUGAACUAGAAACCUACAGAAGAGUUAACAUAAUUACAUCUGCCUAUAAAAAUUCAGAGAUCUUUCGCAAGACUUUGGAGACCAUUGAAGGAGCAAAACGCAGGAAAGACCUUCCAGCAAUACCAUUCAAAAGCAAAGACUCACCUAGUGCAGUUUCCAAACUAUGGAUUCUCUUACGAAGGACAACAAGAAACUUCUCCAGAGAUAAGAUUGGCAUCAUCAUGCGUCUUUCUCAGAAUCUUUUGUUUGGCCUCUUUAUAGCAUUUUUCCUUCUCAGACUGAAGAAUGAUCUUCUAAAAGGAGCACUGCAAGAUCGUGUGGGGCUCAUUUACCAGUGUGUGAGUGCUUUGCCUUACACAGGAAUGCUCAAUGCUGUUGCCCUGUUUCCUCCAUUACGUGCUAUCAGUGACCAAGAAAGCAAAGAUGGCUUAUACCAGAAGUGGCAAAUACUGUUAGCAUACAUACUACAUUUCCUGCCCUUCAGUAUUAUCAGUGUGGUGAUUUUCAGCGUCUUUAUAUACUGGACUGUAGGAAUGAACCCUGAUGUUUCCAGAUUUGGAUGUUUCUUUGCUGUUAUGUUAGUACCUCAUAUAAUUGGGGAACUACUAACACUUGUUUUGCUUGGUAUGGUUCAAAACCCAAAUAUAGUCAACAGUGGAGUGAUGCUACUUAACACAGCAGGAGUGCUAGUUGGAACUGGGCUUGUAAGGCGCACAGAAGACAUGUCUAUACCUUUUAAAGUUCUAAGUUACCUUACAUUCCAAAAAUACAGCAGCGAGGUUCUUACAAUCAAUGAAUUUUAUGGAUUAAACUUCACAUGUGGUGGCUCCAAUAUUUCUGCAGGAGUUGGUGCAUUGUGUGUUUUUCCCCAGGGUAUCCAAUUCAUUGAGACAACCUUUCCUGGUGCAAUGUCUAGAUUCACAACCAAUUUCUUAAUGUUAUAUGCUUUCCUACCACUACUGGUCAUUCUAGCAAUUGUGAGUUUUAAAAUAAGAGACAUAAUUGUCAGGCAAUAAAAUGUUAGCAAUUCUAAACAGGCUGAACAGUUCUAUAUACCAAACCCUGAAGUAUUUGAAAACAUUAUUGGGCAAACUAGUACCCAUCAUUUUGUUGUCUUUCUAAAUUACAGCAAAUGAUGAGUGAAUUACAAUCAGACUGUUCAUAUCUUUUUCCUUUCAGUUAACAGUUUUUCCUCCUCUUGGAAGCAAUACUAUGAAUGUAUCAGUAAACCCUUAAAAUAUUUAUGAAUUAAAAAUACCCAAAUGUGUACUUCAUAAACUGAAAUAGUGACGAGGAGUCCUGUAGCAAACAAAUCUGAUAUUAGGAAUGGCAACAUACAAAAACCUGUAGGAGAACACUUCAAUCUUCCUGGACACACAA